AUGUUAUUCAAUGCAAGUCGUAUUGCUUUGUUGAACGAUGUUUCGACUCAACUCAAUCGUUACUUUGGAAUUUUCAUUUUUCUCUUUGGUAUUGUGGGCAAUGCUCUCAAUACGUGCGUUUUGUCACAACGACAUCUUCGUUCAAAUCCUUGUGCAUGGCUCUUUCUUGUUUCAUCAAUUUCUAAUAGUAUUGGUAUUCUUGCUGGACUUACUUCUCGACCAUUAUCAACUUGGUCUGCUGAUCUAACAGCUACAAAUCAAUUUCUUUGCAAACUUCGCGCCUUUCUUCUGCACGUUGCAAUUAAUGUCGGCUCUUGGCUUAUCAUGUUGGCCACGAUUGAUCGAUGGCUUUCAUCAAACAUUAAUGCUAAUCUACGACGGAGAAGCACAAUGAAGCAUGCUCAACUUGAUAAUCAUAUUCUUGAAAUAAUCUGGAAUCAACCAAUAUUAAAUCAAAAAAAUUCUAAUAUACAUCGUUGUUUAUAUUCAAGUGUUUCACUUCAAACAUAUCCAACAUCAAACAAUGUAUCAUGUGCAAGAUAUCACGAUUGUCGAUUUAUUUAUUGGAAUCGAAAUGAUAUUCAACAAGUCAAUCGGGAUGUUCAAUUUAAUAACUAUCUCAAUUAUGAUCAAGAUUUUUAUACAGUAUUAAAUUAUCUUACUGAUUAUGGUCUUGUUUUCAUUGAUUAA
Molecule: messenger RNA, 690 nt
Organism: Rotaria sp. Silwood2
Lineage: Eukaryota; Metazoa; Rotifera; Eurotatoria; Philodinida; Philodinidae
Source: the annotation of a GenBank genome assembly